UCUACACAACACCACCAAAAAAGAAAUUAAAUUUGCUUUAAACAACAACAAAAAGAAAAAAAAAAAAAAAAAUCUUUUUGAAAAUAAAAUUAUACAUGGCGGCGGGAAAGACAACGUUCGCAAUUUUAAUGGCAGUGGCGCUUAUCGCCUCGGCUAUCCCUCGAGGCGAGGCUGCAAUAAGUUGCGGGGCAGUGGCCAGCGCCGUCAGCCAAUGCAUAGGUUAUCUAACUGGACCCGGUACUACUCCCCCAGCGGCGUGCUGCGGCGGGAUUAGAAGCCUCAACGCCGCCGCCAGAACCACCGGGGAUCGACAAGCUGCGUGCAAUUGCUUAAAGAAACUUGGCGCGGGUAGGUCCGGGCUUGUUGGCAAAGCUGCCGGUCUCCCCGGAAAGUGCGGUGUCAACGUAGGCUACCCGAUAAGCACGAACGUCGAUUGCUCGAGGGUUCGUUGAAGCUCAUUUCAGAUAUGCAGACACUCCCCACGUGACUUUUCGAAGAGAUAGACGACAUACAUAUAUAUACAUAUAUUAUAUAUAUAUAUAUGUGUAUGUAUGUAAUAAUAAUUUAAAAAAUAAAUAAAUACUUUGGAGGCCCUUUGGGUAUAUCCAUCGACUUAGGUUCAAUCUUACGUUGUAAUGUUUUUUCUUACACGUGCCAGUCACAUGUACUCUACUGUACUGUACUGUAAAAGUCACCCUACGUGACUCUAUAUUAAUGUUAAUGCAUUGUGUUUUCCCUUA
Messenger RNA from Andrographis paniculata, 740 nucleotides. RefSeq names its product non-specific lipid-transfer protein-like. The record is from RefSeq and is a predicted model, not a curated record. Gene Ontology annotation, biological process: lipid transport. Gene Ontology annotation, molecular function: lipid binding. Gene Ontology annotation, cellular component: membrane. Bases 96 to 452 code for a protein of 118 amino acids. The transcript is spliced from 2 exons. Lineage: Eukaryota; Viridiplantae; Streptophyta; Magnoliopsida; Lamiales; Acanthaceae.